AUGGAAUCUAGACUAGAAGAUAUCAAAUUGAUUAUCAAGAAAUAUAGAGAGAAAUUUAAAUCAAAAGUUAUUGAAGUGAAAACAAAUCAAAUUGAAGAUUUUGAGAUGGAUCAGUUUGAGGAUGAGAUGAAGAAUUAUGUGGUGGAAGUCCAAGCUGUACUUGGACCUGGGUUCACUUGGUUACAAGCUAUGACUUAUAAAAAUUGGGACAGGGGGGUUAAGGUUAUCAUUCAUUUUCAAGUAUCAGAGUUUUUUGAAAAGAUUAAAGAGACUUAUGAUUCAAACCUCAAAUUAAAUGAUUUGACUGCACUUCAAUUCAGCCUUAGAAAUCAUUAUUGUAGCCAUCAUUCAGCUCUGUGA
Melampsora larici-populina 98AG31 is the source of this 360-nucleotide messenger RNA. RefSeq lists its product as uncharacterized. The coding region runs from base 1 to 360 and encodes 119 amino acids. The record is from RefSeq and is a predicted model, not a curated record. The transcript is spliced from 3 exons. NCBI's taxonomy places the organism in Eukaryota, Fungi, Basidiomycota, Pucciniomycetes, Pucciniales, Melampsoraceae.